Molecule: messenger RNA, 732 nt
Organism: Spirometra erinaceieuropaei
Lineage: Eukaryota; Metazoa; Platyhelminthes; Cestoda; Diphyllobothriidea; Diphyllobothriidae
Source: the annotation of a GenBank genome assembly
AUGAUUUUCGCAACCCGUCAACUUCAGGAGAAGUGCCAGGAGAUGCGGACCCACCUGUACUCUACCUUCGUGGACCUGACGAAAGCCUUCGACACGGUGAAUCGUGAAGGACUGUGGAAGAUCAUGCAGAAAUUUGGCUGUCCCGAGCGAUUCAUCCAGAUGGUGCGUCAGCUGCACGACGGUAUGAUGGCGCGAGUCACGGACAACGGAGCUGUCUCAGAGGCAUUCGCAGUGACCAACGGAGUGAAGCAGGGAUGCGUACUGGCAUCUCUGCAGUCAACGGCGGAUGCACUACCAAUCGCGUGUAUUCACAUCCACCGUUCACGAACUUCUCUUCGCCGACGACUGCGCCCUCAACACCACCUCGGAAGCGGACAUGCAAAGGAACACGGACCCCUUCUCCGCCGCCUGCGAGGACUUCGGUCUGAUCAUCAACAUGGAGGAGACGAUGAUCAUGCACUAACCGCCACUCAAUACAGCCCCUCCCCACAAUGCGCCGAAGAUCAGCGUGAACGGAACCCAACUGCAAGUGGUGGACAACUUCCCGUAUCUGGGCAGUACCCUUUCUUGCAGCACCAAAAUCGGCGUCGAAGUAUUCUGCCGGGUUUCAAAGGCCAGUUAAGACUUUAUCCACCUUUGAAACACAGUUUGGAAUCGUCACGGUCUCCAGCUCAGCAGAAAGUUGAAGGUGUAAAAGGCCGUCAUCCUCCCGACGCUGUUGCACGGAGCUGA